Messenger RNA from Drosophila montana, 3421 nucleotides. RefSeq lists its product as uncharacterized. Gene Ontology annotation, biological process: phospholipase C-activating G protein-coupled receptor signaling pathway; adenylate cyclase-activating adrenergic receptor signaling pathway; positive regulation of cytosolic calcium ion concentration. Gene Ontology annotation, cellular component: plasma membrane. The record is from RefSeq and is a predicted model, not a curated record. Gene Ontology annotation, molecular function: alpha1-adrenergic receptor activity. Lineage: Eukaryota; Metazoa; Arthropoda; Insecta; Diptera; Drosophilidae. The transcript has a single exon. The coding region runs from base 874 to 3315 and encodes 813 amino acids.
CUGAUAAAUACCGGCUGGCAACAGCAAGCAGUAAUGUGGUCUGCAGCAGCAACAGCAACAACAACAACAACAACAACAACCACAGUAACAGCAACAAUAGCAACAACAGCAUAAAUUCAAAGUCGCUUCGGUAUUAAUUGAGCGGGAGCGUGGGAACUACAAAUCACAGCAGCAAUAGCCGCCAACAACAAUCACAAGCAACAACAAGAAGAACGACAACAAAUUGCCGCUCUGUACGCUCACAGCUCUCACAGCUCUCCGAGCACAACAGCAACUGUUGCUGCCGCUCAGCUGAGAGCAUUUGCUCACAUAUAUUUUGAGGCGUUGCGGCCGACGCACACGACAGUUGUGCUUGAAACGCUUCGUAGUGAAGAUCGUGCUCGAAUAACGCGCGGAACAGACAACAAGAAGAAUAUAACAAAAUAUAAAACAAACAAAAAUUGUUUGCAACCACAAAAGUGAACACAUGAAAUCUAUAGAAAUUUGAUUUACAUGUGGAAAAAUCGAAAAAGAAAUUUUUUAGAAAUUUUUGUUCAAUAUCGGCGACGAGCUCCGCGCGUAAAUUAGCAAGCGUUUGCAAGAAACAAGCUACAAAAAGAAGAAGAGAAAAAAAACACAUUGGAAAAUUAACAAAAAGAAGAAGAAAAAGAAGCUGUGUGCAACGUGUAAACCAAGUGAAAUUUUUGUGAGUGUCCAAGAGCCAAAACAAAUAGUAGCAUAUAAAAAGCAAAAAGUGGCGCUCAAACUGUAAAGUGAUGUGCGUGCCACAAGCACAAAAGCAACAGCAACAACAGCCACAACAACAAGAACAACAAAAACAACAUAGACAAUUGCUACCAAUAGAGGAACAUUAAGCGUUAGUUGCAUAAAGAAAUGGCCAUUGAUUUUCUCAUCUUGGCCGUGCUGCUCAUCUCGUUCAUCAUCAAUCUGCUGGCGCUGUGCGCAUUCUGGAUAACGCCAGGACUGCGCACGACAGCAAAUCGUUUUACCAUCAAUCUGCUGAUCAUCAAUUUGAUUGGCUGCUGCAUUUUGGCCCCAACACUUUUCGUGAGCGGUUUCGAGAGCCUCUCCGGACAGGAGGAACAGUUGAGCGGCGUCAAUGGGGCUGGGGAUAGCAUUGAAUUCUACUCGAAGCCGGGCAACCAUCAGCUAACCAUACGGCACCAUGGCCAGCUUGUGGAGAAGGAUGGCAUUGUGCUGCGCAAGAAUAUUACCAGCAGCAAUAGCAACAGCAACACCAACGACAGCUCGGGGGAUACCAUUGAGAUGAUAUACAAGUGCAAUGCCACCUAUUGUCGCGAACUGACCAUCGAUGAGCGCGGCGAUGGCGGCAUUGUCAUCACCGAGAUGGAAACCCGGGAGGAUAAUCUGAGUGUGCCCGUGCACAGCAACAUCUCGUCGCCGGCGGUGCAGCUGCGUUGCUGGUCCAUUGACAUGACCGCCGCACUGGGCGCUCUGGCAGUGCUGCUUGUGGUUGGGGAUACCUGGUGUGCGGUGACCGAUCCGUUGCGCUAUCACAGUCGCAUUUCGGGCGUGAAAGCAUGGAUAUUCAUCACGCUCACCUGGGGGGUGGGCAUACUCUUUGGCGCCCUGUCCGCAUUUCGUGUGCUCGACUUUGAGGCGGAUACGCUGCUCAGCAGGCAGAGGCGUCUGGCGGCCAUCUACUUUAACAUCAGCAGCACCAGCAGCAUAUUCGGCGUGAUCUAUGCCUGUGUGUACUUCAUAGUCAUCAUCUUGCUGCCCUUUGGCUUUGUCUGCGGCAUGUAUUGGCGCAUCUUCAGCGAGGCGCGCGGUAAUGGGUUGCGCAUGCGACAGAACGGUUCCUCGCCGCUGCUCCAGAGCGCACUCAAUUUGACGAAUCAUGCACAAGCGGUGCCUGCCACGCCCUAUGCGAACAGCCUGUGCGUGCAUAGACAUUCCAUAUCCUCGGCAAGCUCACAUGGCGGCGGCGGCGUCCUCUCCGGUGGUCUACAAAUGCAAAUCGAUCAGCGUGGGCCGCGCAGCUCACCGAGCUGUCUUCGUCGCGAUUCGGCCGCCAAGGUUCUGCUGCCGACCAUCUCCGACGAUGGCUCCGAUGUGGAUGUGGAGAGCAGCCAUGGCGGUCAGCAGCUCAUGAGCGUGCCGGAGCAAACGGUGGCGGAUCGCAAUCAGAACAUCUUGCUAACGCUGCAAACGGCCAGCGGAGAGAUCAAGCGCAACUAUUCGGCCAGGCAGCUGCCGCUGCUGGGCACCUCGUCGCAGGAUCUGCGCGAGCUGCAUCGCCUGCAGGGCAUACGCCAGGUGCACAGCUCCCCAAAUCUUCACAAGUAUACGGAGCUGCGACAGGAUUCGCUAACGCUAAGUGAGGAGUGCAACUCGCCGCAUUUGCUGCAGGCACACCGACAGCAGCAGCAGCACUCGCGUCAAUUGCAGCAACCGCAGCAACAAUUGCAGCAGCUGCCGCCACAGCAACAGCUGCACACGCACUUCAGCACUGGACCCCAGCAGGUUGCAGCAGGACAUGCUCUGCAAAUACCCGCCAUACACGCCUCGCCCAAGGCGCUCAGCUACAUGAGCUCGCUGCGCCAUCGCCUCAGCAAUGCCAGCUCGCUGUUCAAGUACCGCGAGGAGUCGCGUGCCGCUCGCAUCAGCAUUCUGGUGGUGGUCAUGUUCGUGGUCUCGUAUCUGCCCUUUGGUUUGCUGGUGCUGCUGCAGUCGCGUCUGUCCGCCGCCAACUUUACUGGCUCUACGCAGCUGGCCAUCUUCAUGAUUCUGCUGGCCAAUCUCAGCUCGCCCGUCAUCUUCGCCUACCGCAACAAGCGCGUACGUCGCGGCGUCACGCGGCUGUUCGGUUUGGAUGCGGCCAGCGCUCUGCAGCGUCAACACAGCAGCAGCCUAAAGAACCAUGGUCACAGCGCCGCAGCUUCAAGUGCGCCGCAGCUGCAGCGCAAUAGCAGCAGAUUGUCGCAGUACAGCAGCAACAGUUGCCGCUAUCUGACGCCGCAGAGCUCACUGGUCAGCCAGUGCCAGACAACGACGCCGGUGCACACAACGUUGACGCUGCGCCCGAAUAGCAGCUGCUGCACCAUCAUCAACUACGGUGGUCAACACAAGAGUUCCGCAGACUCGGAUGAGGUGCCAUCGCUGGAGGCAACGCCGCCGCCUCAGCGCCAAACGCGACCCAAGCUGCAGCGUGGCAUAACCAUUGUGGAGCACAUACAUAUAGCCGGCUCGCCGCCAAAGUUUCAGUCGAGGCGUGGCCUGUUGGAUAUGUUCUUUCGCGGCUCCAAGAAGAUGCAGUCCAGCUGCUCCCAGGCAAUGCCAACGGAGGUCUAGAAAAACUAACUCUAAGUAACUACUAAAUGUUGAUUUGCUUGCUGAAGAAUUCGCAGAACAGUAUUCGUAACUCCGUAAGUUUAGUAAAAGUAAGCCAAAAAAAAAA